AGAAAGGAAGUGGCACCAGUUCCCGGCCGGCGCUAAAUCAAGGUCCCCCGGGUACGAUGGCGUCGAUGCUCCUACGCUCGCUGCUUCUCGAGACUUCUCAGCGACUGUUCGCGGCGGCGAAUGGAGCUGCUUUGCUUCGUUCUCAGCCGCGCCGAAACAAAAAGCUCUGGCUCCGAGCUUACCUGGAGCAGCAGCGUUUGCUGGAGCCCCCCAGGCGCCGGUCUGAGAAGCCUAACUGGGAUUACCAUGCAGAAAUAGAAGCUUUUGGCCACCGGAUACAUGAGACAUUCCCACUGGACCAACUCAAAACAGCAUUUGUUAAUUCUUGCUAUAUAAAAAAUGAAGAAUUUAAACGCCAAGAACUUGGACUAGAAAAAGAAAAUCUUGCUCUUACUCUUAAGGACAAUCAGGAACUUUCUUUACAGGGAGCUUCCUUUUCACACUCUUACCUGACACAAUGCUUUGAAGAAGCCUUUCCAAAAAUGCCACCUGAUGGCAUUGAGGCACUUGUUAACUAUCUCACCAGUGAAGAAAUAGUAUCCUACAUUGCUAGAAACCUAUCAUUGCAAGAUUUGACACUUUGUGCAGAAUUUCCCGUGCCACCUAAGGUGCUGCAGCAGACUUUUUUUGCUGUAAUAGGAGCUUUGCUUCAAGGUAAUAGCUCUCAAAGGACAGAGAUCUUUGUCAGGGACUUCUUCAUCCCUCAGUUGAUAGGAAAGGAACUGUUUGAGAUGUGGAACGUUGUAAACCCCAUGGGCCUGCUGCUGGAAGAACUGGCCAAGAGGAAUAUAACUGCUCCCGAACCAAGGCUAACUAGGCAGUCAGGAGCUACCACUGCUUUACCCUUGUUCUUUGUUGGGUUAUAUUGUGAUAAGAAGCUUUUAGCUGAAGGUACUGGUGAAACAAUAUUGGCUGCUGAAGAAGAAGCUGCUCGUGUGGCCUUGCGAAAACUUUAUGGCUUCACUGAGAACAGACAACCCUGGCAUUACCAUUCUUUGAAAUGUGAGAAGCAAGCUGAAAAAGCAAUUAGCAGUAGUUAGCAAAAAAGUCAGGUCCAUUUGCAACAGUACUGCAUUUCAGCAAGAACUUUUUUCUCUUCUGUUCCAUUUAUCUAAAUUAAAAUGCUUUGAAUAAAAACACUUUAUCAAAGGA
Molecule: messenger RNA, 1152 nt
Organism: Pantherophis guttatus
Lineage: Eukaryota; Metazoa; Chordata; Lepidosauria; Squamata; Colubridae
Gene: MRPL44
Product: mitochondrial ribosomal protein L44
Biological process (GO): RNA processing; mitochondrial translational elongation
Cellular component (GO): mitochondrial large ribosomal subunit; nucleus; microprocessor complex
Molecular function (GO): ribonuclease III activity; double-stranded RNA binding
Source: RefSeq, a predicted model, not a curated record